Molecule: messenger RNA, 2803 nt
Organism: Miniopterus natalensis
Lineage: Eukaryota; Metazoa; Chordata; Mammalia; Chiroptera; Miniopteridae
Gene: SREK1IP1
Product: SREK1 interacting protein 1
Molecular function (GO): nucleic acid binding; zinc ion binding
Source: RefSeq, a predicted model, not a curated record
GCCGCGGCGCGGCGCCGGGGCAGGAAGAGGCCACCUCGCCGCGCGUCGUCCUUCCUCGCAGCGGGCGGGGAGCGAGCGUGCCCUCGGAAGCCCGGGGCUCCUGCGAUCCCCCUCACCGGCGCCAUGGCGGUCCCAGGUUGCAACAAGGAUAGUGUUCGAGCAGGCUGUAAAAAAUGCGGCUACCCUGGCCACCUGACGUUCGAAUGCCGCAAUUUCCUGCGCGUAGACCCCAAGAGGGACAUAGUCUUGGACGUCAGCAGCACCAGCAGUGAAGAGAGCGACGAAGAGAAUGAGGAGCUGAACCAGUGGCAGGCGCUGCAAGAAAAGAGAAUAAAUGAAGAAGAGGAGAAGAAAAAGGCAAAAAGCAAAGAGAAAAUCAAGUUGAAAAAAAAAAGGAAAAGGUCUCACUCAUCCAGUUCUGCUGACGAGGACACUUCAAAACCAAAGAAACAAAAGUCUCAGAAGAAAGAAAAGAAAAAAGAAAAGAAGAGUAAGUCAAAAAAGGGAAAACAUCACAAAAAGGAAAAAAAGAAGAGAAAAAAGGAAAAGCAUUCUCCCAGCCCUACUGUCUGCGAGACCUCCAAGAAGUAGCUGAGACUGUGGCUUAAGCCAUUCCAUUUAAAAUUUAGGUUUUGAAAAUCAUUUCACCUUCCUUGGAAUUUGCUAUAUAAUUAUGCUUUGCAAUAAAUCGCAGGCUUGUUCAUAUGGACAUUUUUUUCACAUAUGGGACCCUUAUCCUCUGGCAAUAUGUUUUUAAUGUACUGUGAUUAUAAAGUAUUGAAUCAGUCUUAUUACUUAAUAGCUUAUUACUUAAUCUAAGUAUGGAUAUCUGUACAGACAGAACACAUCAUUUUUGGUAUUCAUGACUCUGUAUGUUUGACUAAGUUGAUUAUAAAUGGCUUUACUACAGUCACACAGGUACUCCACCUGGCAGUUAAUGAUAUUGCUGAAUCAAGUGUCUACCUUCCAGUGAUGCAGUGAGGUAGGGGAUAUGCUUUGUUUUGCUCUUGACACUGAUAAAUCUCAUAGCUUUUUAUAUCCUGUGAUAAUGUAUGAAGACAGUAAUAUUCUUCACUGUUGUUUUUUAAUCUCUGGCUUUUUUGGGUGUCAUAGAAUAUAAAGCUGAUUUAUUGCUCUUGACUAGGACUUUUUUAAAUGAAUGGUAUCAGCAGGAAGAGGCUAAUGAAAAUAUUUAUAACAACGUUUCAUUGUGUUAUGACAUGCAGCAUAGCAUUUCUAGUGCCUGCCUCCUUGUUUUUGUAACUAUGAAAAUAUCUCUUCCUGUUUAAAACCACAGGUCUAGUUCAGCCUAUUAGUAAGUCUCAUAGAGAUAAUGUGCUGGGCAGGAUUUUUAGGAUAGACUCCCGGGCUGUUUUACAAAUGUGCCAUAUUGGCAUGUCUCAAAGUGAUACCUCAAGCACAGAGCUUUUUAUUUAGGAGGUAACAGCUAACUCUUCACUAGAACUGAUUUUUAUUGUAUUAAGUAUGUAAAUUUUAUGAAGCUUGUUUCUAUGAGUAAUGUGGAAAAUUUUUAUAAAUGUGAACGUAUAUAUUUAUUUGUCUGAAAUAAUUUGUAGUUUUGAAGCAGGUUUCACACUGAAUUUAUGGUUUCAUAAAUGACCAGUUUGGGGUGUUUCUUUCUUUUACUUCAGUCACAAACCUCAGGAGCAGUGACAAAAAUUUAGAAUUAAUAAUUUUAUUCUGUACUUUUUAAAAUUUAAGAGCCAGGGAGUUGCAUCAUGAAAGUCUUUAUAUAACAAUGGAAAUUUUAUAUGGGUAAGCAUUUUCAAACAAUAUUAGUAGAUAUAAGUGUUUCUUAAUGAUCAAUGUUACUUUGCUUAACAUUCAAGUAUCCCUUAUGCCCAAUAAAUUAAAUACCUUUUAUUGUAGCAGCAUCAGAAGUCAAUCCAUUACCAAUGCACAGCACCAAAGAUUGCAGGUACCUCACUCUGGUGCAGUUAUACAUUUUCAAAUUGGUAACCCAGAGACAUGGCUACAAAUGAAUUCAUUAUGGUGAAAUCAGGUAAGUACACGUAAUCUCAAAGGCUGGAGAGGUGUACUGAUUCUUUCUUUACCCAGCACCCCUACCUGGCAUGACCUCAGUAAGCCUGGGGGAGCCCCGUAACUCCUCUUAACACAUGCUUACCAUGCUCACCUUCUAGGGAUGUGACACCCACAUCCCUGUCCUAUAGCAUUAUAGCCAUGGAAGCUCUCACACCAAUAGCUUUUCCAUAGCCUAAUUUAGUCACAUAGCCACAAAAAGAAAUUAUCUUGUUUAAAUUAAGUUCAGUCUAUUGUUUGGAAAGAAACACAGAGCUAUUAGGUUUUUUAAGGACUUGUUUUGCCUUUGCUGUAUUUUAUAUGUUCUUGAAAUCUGUAUUUUCUGAAAAUAUAGUUCUUUGGCUAUCAAAAUGAAAAAAUAUGUAAAAAAAUUAUGAUUGGAAAAAGCUGUAUGCAAAAGGAUAGCCUCAUCCCAUUGAGUGUGUGGCAUAGUUAAAUAUGAUAAUUUUAGUGAACACAGUUAAUUUAGAUAUUUGUAAGGAUAAUUCUGUUAAUUGUAGAGACUAUAACUUGGCUCAUUAAAUUUGUUUCUGAAUGGUGACAUGAUUAAUAGUGGUUCAGAAGAGUUACAUAGAAUGCAGCCCUCAUUAACUAUACAGUAUGCAAAUCAAAAGAUUUUAAUGCUUGGUAAUUAUUUUCCCCCAGAAGCAAUCUUGGAAUUAUUCUUAAGUAAAUUUUCUAUCAUAUGAGAAUGGUUCAUGAAACAUCUCUGAAUAAAAUACAUUUAUUUUUAUGAAAGUAA